AUGGCCAAAUAUGCUAUCCAGAACUCGAAGCAGGUGGCCUUACUUGCCGCCGCCAUCGUCUUUACCGUCCUCCCUACGAUUGCCAUAGUGUGCCGGAUUUUGGCGCGCCGAGUAGCGAACAGAGCUCUGGAUUUGGUUGAUUAUUUGAUGUCAGUUUCUCUCUGUGUGCUUUCAAACAUGUUUACUAACGGGAGCUUCGUAGGUAUUUUCGAAUUCGGUGCCGGUAUACACACCUCCGAAAUUCGGGCCAUGUACGGGGAGCAUCCAAACCUGACCGGUAUUCAGGUUCUCAUCCCCAUCGAAGGUCUUUGGGCCCUCAGUCUCAGCACCUGCAAGCUCUCCGUCCUGCUUCUGUACCGACGACUCUUUCCCGUCCCCUACAUGACCCAUGCAGUCAAUAUUACCAUCGGCCUCAUCGUGGUGUUCCUCCUGACAGCCGUCAUCGGCAGCAUGGUGGUCUGCCAGCCCAUUGCAUACAAUUGGGACAAGACGAUUGCGGGAGGACACUGCGGGGAUCUGAUUGCCAUCAUCAAAGCGACAGGGAGUUUGAAUCUGGUGACGGAUGUGCUGGCACUUACCAUUGCCCUCCCGCAGCUCUACAUGUUGCAGUUGCCGCUGUACAAGAGGGCAGUUCUGUUGUGCGUCUUUGGGAUCGGAAUGAUAACCUGCGUCAUCAGCAUCCUUCGCAUUAUUUCCCUCGCGACAGUUGACUUCGACGAUCUCCCUUACACGUGCGUCGAGGCACUCAUCUACAGCGCCGUCGAGCCGUCUCUGGCUGUGGUCCUGGCCUGCGUACCGCUCCUACGGCCGCUCCUUAACCGCGGAAGAUAUUCGGAGACGGGAACACGGGUAGAUGCGUCUUCCCGGAGCCUGGGUCCCACCGGGGGAUACUUUAAAGCCUUGGGCGACGAUUCGUCGCAUUAUCGACUUCGACCGCUUGGUCCAAGGCACAACGCACAAGUUUCAGCCAGCAGGGAUAGGGACUUUGAAAAUGACGAUGAGGAUGGAAGUGAAAGGGGCAUCUUUGCCGCCGACAGGAUGCACAACUCAAUUCGGGUCAAACAGGAAUGGAAAGUCAGUCAGGAGGUCAAAGACGAUUCAAAAUUAUCAGCGGAAUCUCCGUCCAUGGCGUAG
Molecule: messenger RNA, 1134 nt
Organism: Pseudomassariella vexata
Lineage: Eukaryota; Fungi; Ascomycota; Sordariomycetes; Amphisphaeriales; Pseudomassariaceae
Exons: 6
Coding region: 1-1134 (377 amino acids)
Source: RefSeq, a predicted model, not a curated record